AUGGUCACGUGUAAGAAAGAGGAAGUCGCUGCUGAUCAAUGGUUAGAAAUAACCAAUGAAAAUGUUGAAUGGGAUAUCCUACCUCUCAGAUUGGCUGGCUUACACGUUCUGGAUAGCGUCCGCCAGGACGCGGCGCAGAGCUCAUUGAUCAAACAAAUCGUCCUCAUAGCGACGUUAGCAGUCGUCUUAAGUAACUUCGCGCUUGGCGAGAUUUGCCUUAGUAGCAUCUGUCUGCGCGGCCAACCGCAAGAAGUGACCACUGUCCAUCUGCCGUCCAAUUCGCUCCAGUUCGUCGGCCGGACUUCGCCUUUGGCAAGUGGUCGUUACCGUUCGAUGAAAGGAAGAAAGCUGUUUUCGUCUGAUGAUGCCCAAGCAUUUUUGCAGAAGGUAUGA
Soboliphyme baturini is the source of this 393-nucleotide messenger RNA. NCBI's taxonomy places the organism in Eukaryota, Metazoa, Nematoda, Enoplea, Dioctophymatida, Soboliphymatidae. The record is from the annotation of a GenBank genome assembly.